CUUGACAGAUCAACAACAUACCUACUGUCUUGGUUGACCUCUCGCUAAUCGACGAUCAACAUGGACUAUCAUCCUUUACUAAUCACGUUAAGUGUAGCCUUGCUCACCGCAUUAAUCCUUGGGUUUACACCCGCUUCGUCUCCACUGCGAAUACCUAUACUUCCCAUAUUGGGUUUAUCGACCUGGCAUUGCCUUCUAACAUGUCCUGACUACAUUAGCAGGAGUUCCUGGGCCUCGGCCGUGGGCGGAUAUACAUUAUCUUCAUUCUUUCAUUAUCUAGAUGCCGUCAUUCUCAGCCCAUAGGGUUACGAAAGUCGGGGCCCUGUAGAUGACUCGGUAAAGGUAACCACACGAUCAGCGGCUCUAAGUAAAACCUU
Messenger RNA from Hypoxylon trugodes, 377 nucleotides. RefSeq lists its product as uncharacterized. The transcript has a single exon. The coding region runs from base 61 to 303 and encodes 80 amino acids. Lineage: Eukaryota; Fungi; Ascomycota; Sordariomycetes; Xylariales; Hypoxylaceae. The record is from RefSeq and is a predicted model, not a curated record.